CGGCGGUCCUACUACUUAAGGCGUCGUGGCCUCGCCUGCCCCGCCUUAGCUCCCGCGCUAGAGAGAAACAUGUAUCGUUUCCGAUCACAGCUCUUCACGGGGAUUUCUGCUGCCGCCAUCGCCCACUCUUACCCGCGCCGCUUCUCGCCUCUGUUGUUAGCCGAAGACUCGCCUCUCAGCCGCCCGUCGCACAGACGCACGAGUAAAAAGUGCAGCUCCAUCGGCUGAUCCUCGCUAAGCUAGAGUUUAGGCGGCACCGGGCGUCCCACGAUGCCGAAGAAUAAGAAGCGGAACACUCCCCACCGCGGUGGCAGUGGUGGCGGCGGCUCAGGGGCAGCUGCAGCGACGGCGGCGACAGCAGGUGGCCAGCAUCGAAAUGUUCAACCUUUUAGUGAUGAGGAUGCAUCGAUUGAAACAAUGAGCCAUUGCAGUGGUUACAGCGAUCCUUCCAGUUUUGCUGAAGAUGGGCCAGAAGUCCUUGAUGAGGAAGGAACUCAAGAAGACUUAGAGUACAAGUUGAAGGGAUUCAUUGACCUGACCCUGGAUAAGAGUGCAAAAACAAGGCAGGCAGCCCUUGAAGGUAUUAAAAAUGCACUGGCUUCAAAGAUGCUCUAUGAAUUUAUCCUGGAAAGAAGAAUGACUUUAACUGAUAGCAUUGAGCGCUGCCUGAAAAAAGGUAAAGGUGAUGAGCAGCGAGCAGCUGCAGCAUUAGCGUCUGUUCUGUGCAUUCAGCUGGGCCCUGGAAUCGAAAGUGAAGAGGUUUUAAAGACUCUUGGACCAAUCCUGAAGAAAAUAAUUUGUGAUGGAACAGCUAGUAUCCAGGCCAGGCAAACAUGUGCAACUUGCUUUGGUGUUUGCUGUUUUAUUGCCACAGAUGACAUUACUGAGCUGUAUUCAACUCUGCAGUGUUUGGAAAAUAUCUUCACCAAGUCCUAUCUCAAAGAGAAAGACACUAGUGUUAUCUGUAGCACCCCUAAUACAGCACUUCAUAUCAGCUCGCUUCUGGCAUGGACAUUAUUACUGACCAUAUGCCCAAUCAAUGAAGUGAAGAAAAAGCUUGAGGUGCAUUUCCAUAAACUUCCAAGUCUCCUUUCUUCUGAUGAUGUGAACAUGAGAAUAGCUGCUGGUGAAUCUUUGGCACUUCUGUUUGAAUUGGCCAGAGGAAUGGAGAGUGACUUUUUUUAUGAAGACAUGGAGUCUUUAACUCAGAUACUUAGGACUUUGGCUACAGAUGGAAAUAAGCACCGGGCCAAGGUAGACAAGAGGAAGCAGCGGUCAGUGUUCAGAGACAUCCUGAGGGCGGUGGAGGAACGGGACUUUCCAACAGAAACCGUUAAAUUUGGUCCUGAAAGGAUGUAUAUUGAUUGCUGGGUCAAAAAACAUACAUAUGACACCUUUAAGGAGAUUCUCGGAUCAGGAAUGCAGUACCACUUACAGUCGAAUGAAUUUCUUCGCAAUGUAUUUGAACUUGGACCCCCAGUGAUGCUUGAUGCUGCUGCAUUGAAGACAAUGAAGAUUUCUCGAUUUGAAAGGCAUUUAUAUAAUUCUGCAGCCUUCAAAGCUCGAACAAAAGCUCGAAGCAAAUGUCGUGAUAAAAGAGCAGAUGUUGGAGAAUUCUUCUAGAUUUUUAGCAUUUGAAGACCACUUUCUAAUUUCCCUUUUUUUUUUGGUAAUUUCUAAUGUAUUUAAUCUCUAGAAACAGUUUUUAUCUUGGUCAACAGAUAGCUUUUGUAGGAGGGGUUAUAUUAUAAUUUAAUGUAUAUAGUAUUACAGAUGGUAAGCCCUGUUUAUUGACUAUUCUUUGUAUAUAUAAUCACUAAACAUAAAUGAAGUAUUUGUAAUGUUUGGUCAUUUUCUAUUUAUGAAAAAAGCAAACAUAAGGUAUUUCACUUGAUUUCAUGAUGAGAAAAACUGUUAGCCAAAGUUAAAUUUCUUACGCUGUGAUUGUCAGAAAUACUGAUUAUAAUGAUAUAGAUACACAAAGUUUUAAACUUAAGAUCUUACACAAAUGAGUUCAGGAUACAAUUUUGGGAACUAGAUCUGGAAAAGCUGCCGUUAUUUUCAAUUUUAAGUGGAACCUAAUAAUUUUGCCACUAGGAUCAACAAAAGAAAUUAUACCAUGCGACCAUACAGCUGCACUUACGGGCCAAUCAGUCCAUCCGUUGUUCAUGAUGAAUUAAUAUAAGCCAGGAAAGUUGCUAACCUUGACCACUGAGGGCAGUAACACUAAUUUUAUUUGCUGUGUAAGACCUUGUGCUCUUUAUUUUGAAAUAAAGAUCUUUUCACACUAAAA
Messenger RNA from Budorcas taxicolor (takin), 2293 nucleotides. It is a transcript of the gene IFRD1, whose product is annotated as interferon related developmental regulator 1. Gene Ontology annotation, cellular component: nucleus. The record is from RefSeq and is a predicted model, not a curated record. NCBI's taxonomy places the organism in Eukaryota, Metazoa, Chordata, Mammalia, Artiodactyla, Bovidae. The transcript has 12 exons. The coding region runs from base 271 to 1623 and encodes 450 amino acids.